CCGGCUCCAGAGGGCUGAGAGGAGAUUGGGUCUGUCCUACACACAGACACACAAACACACUCUCACACACAACAAAGCCAUCGGGCCGGUCAAUAUGGAGUAUGAGCCUAAGCGAAUCAAGAAGGGUUUUGUGUCACCAAUAAAGCGCCUGGUGUUCUCUAAAUCUAGCCGGCGACAGACAGACAAAGGCAGCGUGUACCGUAGACCCCUGCACACUGUGCCCCUCUACCCACCAGAUUACCUCAUCCAUCCAGAGAGACUCAUCUAUGACUAUGUGGAGAAGGAAGUUAAGUUUCUGGGACACCUGACGUGGGUGUCAUGUUCUCUGAACCCAUCAAGCAGAGACGAACUGCUGCAACUACUGGACACAGCCAGGAAGUUAAGGGUUUUACCUCUGAAGACCAGUAUAGAGCAGGACUGUAUUCUCAGUCUGUCGGCUCGCUGUCUGUUGCUCACCUGGAGAGACAACGAAAAAUUGUUGCUGAGAAUUCCUACACAUGAAAUCGCUGCUGCCUCCUACCUGCGGGACGAUGCAUUGCACCUCCUAGUGCUCAAAACUGGUCUAAAUGUAGACACUGUGCUAGCAGGUGACAGUCUGGAGAACAGGCCUACUGGUCUGGAGAGCCGCAGACAAACCAUAAGCAAUACCGAUCCCAGACCUGCGGGAGGCACUAUGGAGCGCCGGCACACCAUCUGUGGUGUGGACUGGAAACUGUCCUCUCGCCAUGAGCCCAAACAGGGCAGUGUGGGAGGAGGAGGUGGUGGGACUGGAGGUGGAGGAGGCAGUGGUGGCGGUGGCAGCCUGGAGAGGAAACAUGUGAGCGGGAGCUGGGAGCGCAGGCAGGCCCGGAAGCCUUGCGGAGGUAGCUGGGAGAAGCGGACCAUGAGUGGAAGCUGGGAUAGGCGGCCUGUAGGGGGAAGCUGGGAGCGUCGUGGAGGUGGAGUAGUAGGAGGUAGCUGGGAGAAGAGGCACGGAGCUAAACCAGGUGGCAGUUGGGAGAGGAAACACACUCCGGGUGGGAGCUGGGAACGCAGGCAGGCUUGCACAGGGAGCUGGGAAAGGGGGAGGUCUUAUGGCAGCUGGGAGAGAAGAAACCACAACCCUUUAGAACCCAUGCCAUGCCCUGAUGCCUACUGUAACCUGGUCAUACUGGCUGUUGAGAACAGGGAUGCUGCAGAGGAAUACUGCGCCCUCAUUUGUCAAAUGUUUCAGAUCAUCUAUGGACAUCAGACCAUUGAGUGCGUCGACAGGGCGGGAUAUCACUACACCAUGCCCGAUCGCUAUUGGCUGCAAAGAAGUGACAGCUGUCUGAGUGAUAUGACAUACGGCUAUGACACAGACUUCAGCUGCUGUAGUUCAUAUGAUGGCUCUCAGGAGGCUUUUGAGGCAUAUUACAGUGAGAACUACAGUGAGAGCUCAUCUCUCUCCUAUCAUGACUCUUAUAGAAGCCUGGCCUCCACACACAGUGAUCCUGAGCCGACUAAUGCCAGCCUGCAGGAAUACAUGAUCAUAUUGAGAAGUAAGUUGACACCACAGGAGAUUCAGCAGUUUGCUCUGUUCCUGAGAGAAUACAGACUGGGUGCUCCCAUAGAGCAAUUCUGCACAGAUCUGCUGGAGCUCUAUGGAGACUCACGCAAGUUUCUAUUGCUCGGCAUGAGACCCUUUAUUCCCGAUAAGGAUGUAGGAGUCUUCGAGGCAUUCCUGGAGGACAUUGGGAUCCGUGAGGGCGGGAUUUUGACAGACAGUUUUGGGCGAAUCAAACGAAGCAUGAGCAACACUUCUGCCACAGCGGUUCGAGGUUAUGACGGCUGGUCCCUCCCUUCCGGCUCUCAGGACUUCAACCGCAGAAUCGAUGACAUCACACAUGACAUUGAGGCCUUGGGCUUCGAGGAAGGGAAUGGAGACAUAGAAGAAGAAGACUAUUACCUUUAAAACAUAUUAUUUUCUCUUUUAUUAAUCAUAGUUUUAAAGUCAAGCUACUGUAUUUUAUAACUGUUGCACUAUUGAGGUGUUUGAAAACAGGGUUUAGCUUUCAAAUGUUUGGUUACUGUAUCUAUAUAUAUAUUAUGUCUUUGUAUGUCUUUUCCCAAAGAUUAAUGAUUUAUAUGUACAUGCACUUUAUUUGACCACAGAGGUGCUGUUUAUGAUAUAACACAUUUUGCAUCUAAUUUGCAACUGUAUCAUUUGCAUGACGGGUUGGUUAUUUCAUAUUCGGAAUAGAUUCAUUUAGAAGACCGGCACAGUGAGGGAGAGUCAGAAAAUACCAGAAAGAAAAGACAAAAUGCUCAAAUAAAGGUCACCAAUGUAUCAUAUCAAAAACGAGGAAGAUGAUGAUGAAGAGUAUCUGCUGGAGACAUGGGUCACUCUGGUCUGCAGGGAGAAUAGCUCAUACAAAUACAGCUAUGUCAUUCUUUCCACAGGCACUGUCACCUUCACAAUCCAAUGCCCUUCCCCUUGCUGCUCUCUUAUCUGUGCCAGCUGGAGAGAGUUAAUGGGCAUGUGCCCAUUAUUGAGGGUUAUCAAAAUGGCACAUACAUAUGUCAGGCCAUGUAAUAAUACUGUUGUGUAAUACGAUUGACCGCAGAGAAGAACAGGGUGAGAUACAGUUUAGAUAAAGUUUUACACAUCAUCGUUGCUAUAAAUACAACACUGAUUAUUAUUGUUCCUCGUAAACUAAAAUAAAGAGGUGAACUAGGUGUCAUGCAGGGAAAUUGUCUACUGCUCACUAAAAGUAAUGCAGAACGUCAGAAACAUUAGUCAGUGAUGUGUAAUUUUGUAUAGGCUUAUAAUAUUUGUUUUUUUUUUUAGAAUUUUUUGUAUAAUAAACAAAUAAAAAAAUUAACUGAUAUAAUCUUAAAAGUACUAAAGAAUGCAUUGAAAUAAUAUUUUAAAUUGUUCUCUGAUAUCAACAUUUUACAAAACAUUUACGUUUUACAUGUCCAUUUACAAUCCUAGGAUUUGCCUUUAGAAUUAAAUGGUCUAUUAUUACCUUAUUUGAAAUGUCAUGAAUAAUAAUAUUGAGCUCUGCUCUGAUUGGCUGUUUCAUAAAGCAGCUCCUUUCAGUAGCUCUGUGUGUGUGUGUGUGUGUG
Misgurnus anguillicaudatus (oriental weatherfish) is the source of this 3090-nucleotide messenger RNA. It is a transcript of the gene ccm2l, whose product is annotated as CCM2 like scaffold protein. Gene Ontology annotation, biological process: heart morphogenesis. NCBI's taxonomy places the organism in Eukaryota, Metazoa, Chordata, Actinopteri, Cypriniformes, Cobitidae. The record is from RefSeq and is a predicted model, not a curated record.